This is a messenger RNA of Lathyrus sativus (Indian pea), 1947 nucleotides long. The record is from the annotation of a GenBank genome assembly. NCBI's taxonomy places the organism in Eukaryota, Viridiplantae, Streptophyta, Magnoliopsida, Fabales, Fabaceae.
AUGAGAGAAUGGAAAUUCACAUGCUUCAAGGAUCUUAGGAGUGUUUUGUGGCUUGUGUUGUUUUGUGUUUUGUUACAGAGUUUUGGUUUGUGCUGUUCUUUGAAUGAUGAAGGUAAAGCUCUUUUGAAGUUCAAGCAAGGGAUUGUUAGUGAUCCUUUUGGUGCUUUGUCAAAUUGGGUUGAUGAUGGAGUUUGGGUUGACCCUUGUAAUUGGUUUGGAGUUGAGUGUUCUGAUGGAAGAGUGGUGGUAUUGAAUUUGAAAGACCUUUGCCUUGAAGGAAAACUUGCAAAUGAGCUCGAGAGCCUUUUUCAUAUAAAGUCCAUAGUUUUGCGGAAUAAUUCUUUUCAAGGAAUCAUUCCCGAAGGAAUUGUACGCUUGAAGGAAUUGGAGGUUUUGGAUUUGGGCUACAACAACUUCAGUGGACCUCUAAUGAAAGACAUUGGGAUUAAUAUCUCACUAACAAUCCUUUUGCUGGACAACAAUGAUCUUCUUUGUGGUUUGUCGCAUGAAAUUAAUGAAUUGGCGAUGAUUUCUGAGUCUCAAAUAGAUGAAAAUCAGUUAAUUGAUGCAGGGAAAUCGCCAGGUUGUACAGGAAGAUCGAUCAAAUGGCGUAAUCGCAAAAGUGAAAAAAGUCUUCGGAAGCUACUGCAAUCCAGUACUCGUGAUGAUCGUCAUAAUCGUGCAGCUAUUGUUCCAGAUAGUCCUUCUCCAUCUCCCUCACCUUCACCUUCCCCUUCUCCUUCUCCUUCCCCGUCUACCUCAACAACACCACCGAAAGUAAAAAAACCAUCUUCCCCUAAUCGAAAUGUUUCCGCAUCUCCUUCUGUCCUGCCCGCACCACAAUCCAAAAGCACCUCAUCGAAGAAAGAGCACGCUCCUAUUGUGGUUGGAAUUGUGGGUGGUUUUGCAUUUAUUAUCGUUUCUGUCAUUGUCGUAUAUCUAUGGAAAACCAACAAGGUGGCGACCGUUAAACCAUGGGCUACUGGAUUAAGUGGACAGCUUCAGAAGGCAUUUGUGACAGGUGUGCCGAAGCUAAAGAGAUCAGAGCUUGAAGCAGCGUGUGAAGAUUUUAGUAACGUGAUCGGUACUUCACCCGUUGGAAGCAUUUACACAGUGUACAAAGGGACUCUAUCUAGCGGUGUCGAAAUAGCCGUGGCUUCUGUUACAGUGACAUCAUUGAAAGAUUGGUCAAAGACUUCUGAAGUCCAGUUUCGUAAAAAGAUAGAUACAUUAUCAAAGAUGAACCACAAGAAUUUCGUAAAUCUUCUUGGAUUUUGCGAAGAAGACGAGCCUUUCACCAGAAUGGUGGUUUUUGAAUACGCCCCAAAUGGAACACUCUUCGAGCAUUUGCACAUAAAAGAAGCCGAGCAUUUGGACUGGGGAACAAGACUUAGAGUUGCAAUCGGCACAGCAUACUGCCUGCAACAUAUGCACCAGUUAAACCCUCCUCUUGCACAUAGCAACCUAAACACUUCAUCUGUUCAACUCACUGACGACUACGCUGCCAAAAUCUCUGACCUAAGUUUCUUGAAAGAAAUAGCUUCACCCGAUAUAAAAUCUUCUGCCAAGAAGCGCACAGACGCGACAUUAGCAAGUAACAUUUACAGCUUCGGUAUCAUGCUACUCGAAACUGUAACGGGCCGUCUUCCUUAUUCCAACGAUCAAGACAGUUCACUUGAAAACUGGGCUUCACAGUACUUACAAGAGAACCAGUCUCUCAAAGAAAUAGUAGAUCCAACACUAGUAUCCUUCCAAGAAGAACAAUUAGUACAAAUCGGCGCAUUGAUUAAGUCCUGCGUCAAUGCUGAUCAAGAGAAAAGACCAACAAUAAAACAGGUUUGCGAGAGAUUAAAAGAGAUAACGAAAAUAAGUCCCGAAGUAGCUGUUCCAAAACUUUCACCACUUUGGUGGGCAGAACUCGAGAUUGCUUCUUUCGACGCAAGCUGA